AUGGAGCUGCUACUGCAUCUGUUGGAGUAUCUCCUAAACAAACUCGGAGUUAAAAAGUACAUUAAGGGCGUGAAGCAUAUGUGCAUGAACAGCAUUAAGCAUUUAAUUUGGGAAGAAAUAGAACUAACCCCCUUUACAGUUUGCCUCCUUGAUGGCCUGGUGAGAAAUACACAGGGGGGAAAAUCAAAUAGGGAAAGCAACACACACAGGAGAGGUUUGUUAAAGAGGAGGAAGAGGCAACGUAAAGAGAAGGGAGCGUUCGGUGACUAUUUGGAUUACUUGGAUUCUCUGAAGGAGAGGAAACACCAACUCAGCUUUGACAUUUUCUACGUCGGUAGGGUGGAGGUGGACUGGGGCAUCCCCUCCAGCAGGGGCGGAAGUAGGAGCGGAAGUAGAGGCAGAAGUAGAGGCAGUGGUGUGCGCGACUUAGACUUUUACAGUGGCCUGACUGCACAGGUGGAAAAUGUCUUCGUGAGUGUGAAGUUAGAGGAGGGGGAGCCGGAGGGAGGACGAGAGGGGAAGAACGGAAAAAAGGCAAACAGGGUGAGCGGCACGAUGAGCGGCACGGUGGGCGGCACGGUGGGAAGAGCCGAAAACGAUGGUGAAGGUGGCGGCACGGUGGGAAGAGCCGAAAACGAUGGUGAAGGUAGCGGCACUGCGGAUAGGCACGAACCCGAGGAGAUUAGGAGGAGCUUCCCCCUUGUCGCUCUCCUCCUCGCCAUUUUUUACCUCAACGUCGUGAAAAAGAAGCUCUACACCAUGGCCUGCUCCUUCCUCAAGUACAUCACGCAUAACUUCAUAAAAAGGAGUCUCCUCCGCCUUUUCAAACAAGCGCUUUUUAAGAUGGCCACGAAAUACAUCCUCUGUUUUGACAUAAAAAAUAUUAACAUCGUUUUUGAAGAUACACUAUCGAAUGGAAAAAAAAAAGUCUACCUUUCUAUGCACAUCUAUGAAGUUCACGCGGACAACUGUAGCUUUAUCCUCAGCAGGGAGAGAGAGGAAAGUCACGUAAUGGAAAUGAAACACAAUCGAAACGUUAUCACAUAUGGAAAGAAAAUCAUUUACAACGAUGGGGAUACCCUGAACAGGAAUACCUACGUGGAUUUAUUCAAUGUUAUUAUAAAACAGCUGAGUGUUUACCAAGAUCGAAGGAGUCAACACAUCAGUAGGAGCGAUAUAUUUGAGGAUAAAUUUAAGUAUAAGUUUUUUUUUUUUAAUGUGAAUGUAACACAUCAGAGGGAGUGCCUGCUGAAGGAGACUAACUUCUUGUGUGAUGUGUCGAAGGACAGGACUAGCCAGAGGUACCUCCUUAGCGUCGUCACCCCGAGCGUUCAGCUCGCCCUUUCGAAUGAUAGGCUAUACACUCUCUAUUUGUUUUUGUAUAAGUACGUCUGUAUUGCGAGGGGGGGUAGUUUUCAAUCGGAGCGGGGGCGAACGCAGGGGAGGCAACCUCAUCGUGGGGAGCCUCAUCGUGGGGAACUUCACCAUGGGCAAUCACAUCGUUGGCACCCCUCGAGGGAGGUCACCACAGUGCAGAAGAACUUGCGUCGUAAGCAUCGAAGAGGAAGAGUCCGCAUCGCCGGAGGAACGAAACUGCUCGAGUUUGACUUUCACAUGGGACAGUUCAAAGUGGAUUAUGCAUACAGCGGGGGGAAUGACUCCCUUUGCUGUUUCUGCAAAAACGUGGACCUUUUAUUUGCGCUGAAGGAGGAGAGUUGGGUUCCAGCGAAGGCGGCUCGGCGGGCGUGCCGCGGUACAACACAGGAGGAGGGAGCGGUGAAAACUCUCACACUGCACAACUUCACCUACUCGCUGGAUUCAUUUUCCGUGACGGAAUCCUACUCGAGUUUGUCCCUUAUCGUGAGUAAAGUAAAAGAGGAGCUGCUUCGAUUCAACACAAAAAAAAGUUAUGCCUUUAAGAAGGUCAUUUAUAAUGGCCUCCUAGACAUCACGUGCGCAGAGUACGCCAGUGUGAGCGCCGCUCUCGCUGGUAGAUACGGCUUCACUGCUUCACCAAGGGGGAAGAACAGACACUGCCUCAUCGCACAAGUGCAUAGGAGGUGCGAACGGGGGGGGAGUAGAUCAAGCGAGUACAGCAUAGGUCUACAAAUUGAGUGCAUCAAUUUGGUGGUCAGUCGUGUAGAUAGGUUCUGCGUGCUGGUGGGCUGCCUGCUGGAGCGGGACCUCUUCGUGCUGCACCACCAUUUGGGGGUGAGCGGUGGGAAGAAGGCACAAAGUAGCGACCCGAACAGUGGCAACCCGAACAGUGGCAACCCGAACAGUGGCAACCCGAACAGUAGCAACCCGAACAGCGGCAGCAGUCGGGGGAGCCCCCAUCCAUCGCUAAUUCACAUAAACACGCAGAUAAAACGAAUCAAAGUGGAACUAACGAAUCUGCGCGCACCCACGCUGUUCCUUUGUCUGGACCACACACUCCUACACUUCACGAAUCAAAAUAUCAUGCAUGUAAAGAAAAAGGCAAUAAGCAAGAUACGGACAUGUAGGAAUUUUCUCCUAACGAAAGAGUUAAAGAUCAAAGGGAGAGAGAUCCACAAUCAUGUUAACAUAACCUACAGAAUAGCUAACAUAUAUUCCUAUUUGAAGUAUGAGGGAAGCACCCACAUUUUGGUCUUCCCAUUUUCUUUGUUCUUCACCCUGGACAGGACUAAAAUGUACAGAGUCAAAAUUUCUAUCAUUUCGCUAGUCGUCGAGCUGAACAGCAAUGUUUUAAAUUUGUUGAGAAAAUUAUUUUGGGACCCCGAGGAAUGUGCGCACAGGGGGAGAGGCGAUAUAAGCGGCGAUAGGGGCGGCAAUAUAAGCGGCGAUAGGGGCGGUGAUAGAAGCGGCGAUGGAAGCGGUGAUAGGGGCGGCAAUAUAAGCGGCGAUAGAAGCGGCAGAAGCAGCAGCAGCGGCAGCGGGACUGAGUACUUCACGUCGGAGCUCCCGCCCGAAACAACUCUGCUGCGUUACCCUCAGGGAAGAGAAAAAAGGGAAGACAUACCAACAAGGAUGAGUCAUGCAAAGGAGGACGUUAUGUCGAUAGAGGAAGAAUUAAACGUUUUAUUCGGGGUAUUAGAAGUAUUUUUCGAUAAUGAUCAAAUGACGAAUGAGACGAAUGAGGAAGACCAUUAUGUAAGUUCCUCCUUCAGUGUUACAUAUGUCCUAAAUUUUUUUAUUAACGUGAGGAUAAAAUUUGCUUGCCGCCAUGUGAGCUUCUUCUUCUUUCUAUGUAAGGAGGACACAGCCAAUGUGAAGAAUCGGAAGAAUAAGAAGAAAAAAAAAAAAAUAAUCGAAUGUUAUAACCUUUUACAAUCGGAUGAAGUGAGAUCGAAUCGAUUGGACAAGGUGAAAGGCAUAGAGAGGCACAUCGAAGCAUUUCACUUUAAGUUGAGAUCGGAGAGGACCACUUUUCAUUUUUUUGCCACGAAGAAGAAAAAUGCUUACCUCCUUAAGAACAAACUGUACAUUUGCGACUUUGCUUCAUUUUGUGAUUUUAAUAUCCGUUCGGUUCCUUUGCUUUUUGAGUCCCUCAGGGGGUUGAGGGUGUACUCUCUUGCUGACCCUGGGGGGGAAAGGAAAAUUGCAAGGCUGAGGUCGUGUGGUGGGUGCAUCCCGGGUAACGUUCUAGAGGAGAAGUUGGUAGGAAGGGAAGGGGUAGAAGGGGGGUACACCAGAGGGGCCCACCAGGACUGCUUCUCUCACCAGGACUGCUUCUCUCACCAGGACUGCUUCUCUCACCAGGACUGCUUCUCUCACCAGAAUUGUCACUCUCACCAGAACUGCCGCCCUCACCAGAACUGUCGAUGCCCCGCGCUCACCCUGAGACACCAGUGCCAGCUGACGCACUCGGGGGAGCUCAAAAGACACGGCGUGAAGAACAAGCACAUAAUUGCAUGCUACUUGGAGAGGCUGGAUCUGUAUAUACACGACUUCAUCCUGAACGUGGCGUAUUACGCAUACGAGCGUUUGUGGGCAGUGCGGAGGGGGGAUGUUGAUCAUGCAGGGACCAAUCAUCUCACAAAACGUCCACGCAGAAGAAAUAUAUUCCCUUCCGAAUCAGACCUUCUGCAGCUGAGAAGGAACAACAACAACUUCUACAGAUCUGUUACGAAGAAAAUGUUACGAUUCAUCUUUCAUUUCAUCGCGAAAAGAAUUACCUGCUCGUUUCUUUUUAUGGAAAAGAGGGACGAUAUGAUCAGGGAGCAGAGACUCUCCCUCGGUGAAACGAGGAAGCAUUUUAAGAUCGAGACGAAUUACCUUGUCGUUAAGUUGAGGAGUCACUUUGCGAGCAUCGAAACGGUGAAGGAAUCAGGCGGACUUCACUGGGGCGAAGCAGUGAAAGAAGUAGCAGACGUGGAAGCGGAAAAUACUAUCUCUGAGGAAGAACAAGUAGUGGGAGUCUCCUCAGGCGGAAAGGUCAACCAACUUCCUACCAUACAAAAAGAUCUUAGAAAAAGAACAUACCAAAAGAAAAAACGAAAACUCGCAAAAAAGUGCGCCAUGCGAAGUAGGCGCCAUUUUUAUGUGUGUAAAUUGUUCUUCCAUAUGUUUGUAAAGGAAACCACUGUAAUGAGGUACAUCGUGGGGGGGGCGGAAGUGAAGAAGGGGAAGGAGUGCACAGGGGAGGCGAAGCAGCUAGGAGAAGAAGGGGGGGGUGCGGAGAAUCGGACGCUUUCCAGGACAUCCAUUACUAGUGCGGGCCCCCCCAUUGGCCCAUGCCGCCACGCAUCGCAACGCAGUCUAAUUUUGAGAGAGACAUCGAGAGAGGCAUCGAGAGAGGCAUCGAGAGAGGCAUCGGCAGAGGUGGUGAACGCCCAGCCGGCAUAUAACCCCCACAGACGGAGCGUCACCCACGCAAGAACGAAGAAGCCAAAGAGAAGGAACGUCUUCGUAAAAAUCGAGGGAAUAAAUUUGAUCCUUUCGGACCUACUCAACAUGGUGAUUUAUUUGAACAGCCACAGGGUGCGAGUAUCUUCACAUGUGAGCGUCUUGGAUUCAUUAAAAAGGUACAUCGAAGCGAUUAAGGAGAGCUUCCAGAACCCGUUUUUUAGAACCCAUUUUCCGCUUGAUAGAUUGACCAGUGAUAGAAGCGCAGCUGAAGAGGUGAGAGAUUUUAUAAAAAGGAGGAACAAGUAUGCACCUGGGGGGAGGCUCACCAUGGGUGGACACACCAUGGAUGGACUACUCACCAAGGGAAAGGUCUACCCAAUGGAAGAAAACAGAAGAAAGAGCAUCCCCAUGUGGUACGAACCAAGUGGGAUGCUCUUCCAAGUUAGAAAGGUACACAUUACUGUAAACAGGGUCACAUGCAGCUGUACCUACUUUGUACGUCCACUUGGGGAGGAAGGGAUCACCAGAAGGAGAGGUGCUGACUGUUCAGGUGAAGCAACUAACAAAGGGAAGCCGAGGAAGAAGAAGGAGAAGGAGAAGAAGCAGAGGAGGAAGGAAAAACUGCUAUUGAAAACAAAAAAAGGGACAUUCAUUUUUGCUCGUACUUGUAAUGGAACGACACAGAGGAGACAAGUCCUACAGGUGAUUUGUCUCGUGAAAAGUAAACUCUGCGACGUUCAUAUAUUUUUGAAAGGGUUAGAGGAUGGGAAGAAAUUUCUGAUUUUUCAGUCCACUUAUCUCUACCUGGGGAGUCAAAUGAGGUUUGAGCUCCCCGCGAGGAAGGUGCGUAGAAGAGGUGUGAAGAUGGUGGGUAGAAGCGGAGGUAGAGUGGGUAGACGCGGAGAUCGAGUGGGUAGACGCGGAGAGAGGCGAGCCGAUGAACCACCCAACUGCGCCCAGCGAACGGAUCACCCAUUCCCACGGUUGCCCUAUCCUUCCUUAACAUGUUUGAGGCGCAAAGGGAAAGCUCGGCUCCUCUUUAAGAUGUUGAGAUGCUUGAAUAGGAAAAUAAACACACGUAGGGGUGAUGCGUCCUGUUCUUCGCCAACGCAGGGGGGACGCGAACCAAACGAAGUGCAUAUCAAAACGGUACUAAAAUCGUACAGCAGUAACGGAGAGAAGGGAGACGAUGGACGCGUCGGACGUAACUCCUCCUUUAACGUUCUCCUGAACGAGGGGAACAUCGUCUCGUUGGUUAAUUUGUACGCGUGCGUGGUGGAGCUGUGCGCCAAGGCGCAGCGCCUCCAGCGCAGGUACGGCUUGGGUGGAAGUAGCAUCGGGGGUGACGUCGGGGGUGACAUCGGGGGUGGCUUCGAACACGGCACCGGUCGCAGCAUCGGUCACAGCAUCGGUCGCAGCACCGGACACGAUGGCCGUGGUGGAAGUCGACGUGACGGACGUGAGCGCCCAGAUGGUCGCACAUGGACCAGGAUGCGAGGCAAGCGACUCGCGCGAAUCAUCCGCAGAGUGCAUGCCAAGCACAGGGUGAAGAAGAUGCGAUCCGUAGAAGGGGCGGAUGCGCUCCGGCGGGGUAGCAGACCAGGGAUCGACCCACGAAAUGGUCGCUUUGUGGGGCCGAAGGAGGCAACGCAGAAUAGGGGGAUCCGUUUAGCUGCCACGGGAGUGAGUAAAUGGGUCAAUCAGAGGAGUGCCCUUCUGUCGAAGCAGCGGAGUGACCACCCCCCCACACUUCCCCUUGUGGAUGCGCUGCUCAAAUCCGUGAGCUUCAAACUAAAAAAUGUUUUUUUGCUGUUCCACACGGACAGAGAGAACGCCUUCUUCCUGGGGACGUACGUAGGCAGCCUCAAGGGGGAACUCACAAGGAAGGGGAGCAGAAGAAGCAAACAAAAGACGACGCACAAUUUUAGGUACAUACACGAGUUGAAAGAACUGCUCCUAUUCAGCAGCAACGACUAUUUUGAUUCAAAGGGGAAGGUGUAUCUAUUCGAAAUGUUUAACUCCUUGUCGAAGCGAAACUACCAAAAUUGUAUGAACAUGUUCAUAUUUUUUUUAAAAAAAAAAAAAAAAAAAAAAAAACUAAAUUUUGAAGUAGGAAAUUUGAAGAGGAAGAUAAAGUGCCUUGAGGGGGUCAGCACAAUUGGCCAGCAAUGCAAAAACGGGGUGUUGCUCAUCAGGAGAAAUUUUCCAACUGAAGAGAGAAAAAUUAUCAAUCAGGUAAAGAAAACACAAACGGUGUUAAGCAAACGGAAAGGUAGCAUUGUUAUGAGGAAUGACGGGAUGGUCAUUAAAGGGGUAGGACACACACAGGAGAGAAAGGAAGAAGCAAGAGUGCCACUUCGAACGGGAAGGAAAUCACCGGACAGACGGAAAACAAAACGAUGUAUUCCUCCCCCAACUGAAGUGGCAACCGUUUUGAAGACAGCAGUUUUAAACAGGAGGAAGGAGCUGCUUAAGGAGUACUUCACGAAUGUUACCUAUUACGAAAGGGAGUGCACAAAAGUGGAGAGGAGUAGUGCCAUCCUGUUUGGAAACAGACAUGCACAUAUCGGUGUUGAAAGCACAGUUCGUUGCACGUGGAGUGCAUUAGAGUUGAUAGAAGGGAGAGCUAGAUCUAGGAUGAGAGCCAAAAUGAUCGCCACGAGGAAGGAGAUUAACCAAAGUGGAAAAAUGAGCGUGCAUGUGAAGUACACUGUGAAAGAAAACUCUGCGAUUAAGGUGACCGUCAAGCAUACAUACCGCGAUGUUUGUUUCUUCCUCCCCAUGCAUACCCUUGUCAAGUUGCAGAAAAUUGUGAGCACGUCCAAAAUGUGGAGAGCGUUUCAGUUGUUGUCAGUUGGGAGAACUAGACAAACGAAACAACAUAGUGAAGCAACACAGAGUAAAGAAAAAAAAAAACUUUUUCUUUCAUACCAAUUUAAAAUAUUUUUUGCUAACCUGAAUGUGCAUGUGUUAUCUGCAUGUACCUACCUUAUGGAUAAUGUUAAAGAGAGUGGAGAGGAAAUCCUAUACGAUCUGAGUCUCGUGAAGGAAAAAACGAGACAUGCCUACAGCAGUGGACGCAUCGAAAGUGGUGAUAAAGGAAAAGCAAGCAGAGCUAAGCUCGAGAGGGAAGAGAACCCCAAAAUUUUUGGUCAGGAAGGGACAAACGAGUUGCAUAAUAAACGGAGGAGGGAAGCCCUUUUUACUGAAAUGUCGAAACGAAAGAAAGGGAAGAAUGAACACAUUUAUGUGAACCCCCCCGAGGUGAAGCACCAUCCAUCCUAUUUAGGUGAUGAACGAGCAGUGGAACGGAAAAAUGUCUACUUGGUGAAGCAGAAAAAAAAAAAAAAAGUCGAUAGGAACAUGAAGAGGAGGGUAUUCCUGUACGACUUGGUGGUCAACACUAGUGUGAAGGUGGACAUUGAGAAAAAGAAGCGGAAAAGGAAGAGGGCCAUUCGGAGGGGGGACGACCACAUGCAGGCGCAGCGAUGGGGGGAGACGCAGCUAGGGGGGGAGGCGCUGUGGAAGCAUGCCCCUCACAGGGAAAAUCCAGCAAAAAGGGAAGAAGCACAAAAAGGCACCCUCGUUCACAUCAACAAAACGCACUUUAACAUAUCCAUGCAGCACCUCAGAGUUAAGUGCGGCCUCCUGCACGCACCCCUAACUACUCACAGCGCGAUAAAUGUCAUGCGGGUGGAAAAGGUAGACGGCUCAUCCAACCAGGCAAAGCACCACAAGGUGUACUUGAGCUUGAUAGGCGUUCGGAAAUUCAAUUUGCGUCGUUGUGGGGCAAUGUCAGCCGAGUGCAUGGAGAGUCAGAUAAACGGGAGUGGAGAUUCGAAGCGUGUCUGUUGUGAUGAUGAACUGCGAAGAGGGAGAGAUUCGCUACAGGAUGAGGAUGAAUCGAACAUUAGUGUGAUCCCCCUACGAGAGUUCUGCCUGUACAACGUCGUGGAGUGCAUGAACAUCGUGUGCUUUUGCACGCGAGUGAACUAUGUGCUUAAUCGAGGAGAGUCCUUACACAUGAAGGCGGGUGACAAGGGAGGGAAGAAAUUCUCCCCCAAAGUUUUCACACCCAAUUUUGCAGCCCUGAAUGAGAACCGCUUAUCAGAAGAGGGGAGCAACACGUUGAAGGGAACGAGUUGCUUUUCCUUCGUCUCGAAGAGGAACAGUACCGAGCGGGGCGUGACUACCCCCCUCAGUAGUAACUCCUUCUCGCAUUACGCACCAUCGGGGAGGGGAAACACGUAUGGGGGAAGCGGCGGGAGGCACGCGCCCCUCGAAGCGAACCAUGUGAAGCGGACCAACCUAGUGAAGCAAGCCAAGCAGCCGAUUAACACCAACCGCAGGAAUGACGCGGGCCAAAUGGUGAGCAGACUGAUCACCCCUCAGGCCAGGGGCACCCCUUUAAAUAAUCCCACUACUAAUUGGAACGGGAGAAAAACCGCUACACACUCAAAGGUGCUCGUCACGAAAAAUUGUGUAAGCCUAAUUGUGAGCAACGUGUCCGUAGGAGUGAACAAUAACGAUCUGCUGAUAUUGAAGUAUGUGGUGGAAGACUUGGAGGACUUAGGGAGGAGGUUUCGGGAGGGGAAGGUGUACACGUGUAGGUACAGCUACCGGGGGGUGGUGAUCUCGUCCAAGUUCCGCAAGGGGAGGCGCGUCAUCCAACGCGGCAGCAAACGUGGCAGCAAGUGUAGCGGUAAGUGUAGCGGUAAGUGCAGCGGUAAGUGUAGCGGUAAGCGGGGCAGUGAGAAUUGGGGGGAACGUCCCGUUGAAGACAAAACUGCUGCGCACAGCGAGCGUGGGGGGAAGAAGAGUCCUGGAAAACCGCUCACACGAACGACAAACAAGCUACACAUGAACGUGGACGCGAUGAAGGUAUCCUUCCUAACUCUGGGGUACCUACACGAGCUAUUCUCCCUAAACAGUGUCAACAACCAACUGACUCUGAGAAGCAUACUCCGAAAGGGGAAAGCCAAAAAAACACAAGUAGUGGCAAACAUGAAGCAGAUUAAUGCAGUCUCCAUAGACGUAAUACAUUUGUACAACUUUUUGUUUAAAAACUCGAGGAAGAUUCCAUUUGUGGAUUCAUUCGAUCUGUCUGUGCAUUACAACAUGGAUGAGAAAAAAAAGAGGAAGUUAUGGAUCUAUAUAAAAAAUGACGUACAUAUUUAUAUGGGGAGAGGGAUAGUUAACUUGCUCCUCCUCUUUAAGCAGCAUUUUUUUCAUUCUCAUUUGGCGUACCAUGAGUGUAUCCUGUGCAGUCAGGUGAAUAACGAGAAGGUAAAGACCAUCAGGGACUUGCGCAAUUUUGUUUCCUUGCAAAAUAAGCUCCACAAAGAGUUCAUAAUAGUAAAAAAUUACACUCCGUACAACUUGGCAUUCGAAUAUGAGGAGAACGUUGGGUUGGUGAAGAGGAACCAGGACAGUGUCAUUCUGUGUGCUAAUUUGUUUUUCCUCCUCAUUUACAGUGUAGAGGAUUCCAGCUUGAGGAAGAAAAUUUUUCUCAAGGGGAGGAACUACCUCUCAGGGGGAGGGGGCCACCACAAUGCUGAUCAGUACGAACCCGACUUUGGACAGCCCUACGGGGGAUACCCACACGGGAGGCACUCACACGGGGGAUACCCACACGCGCAGCAGGACACACACCAUAAGAAGUUACUCAAUGAGAAAAACUACUUCCACAUCGACGUGGGGAUCCAUGACAACAAAAAGUGUAUUUACGUUUAUCCCUAUUUUUUUGUUAACAUUCUGUUCGAUGAGUAUCUCAAGCGAGAUGCCUCCGCGAUAGUGGGUGACUCCACUUUGACCAAGAACGACGAUCCUUCAGGUUCACGGGAAAAAAAGAAAAAAAAAUUUCUUCAUUUGAAGUUAAAAUUUAUUAAGGCAAAUACGAUUAAUACAUGCGUGGUGAAGGACAACCAGACUUCCUUCAGCAUCCCCUUUCACUUUAUGAAGCGGUGUGAAUACAUCCAGCUCGUGUUGAAGAUGCAUAGAGAUAAACUCUACGUGAGUAACAAAAUGAAGUAUUCUCAAUUUUUGAAGCUCAGGAGGUAUAUCUUUAGGGACAUUCACGACGGUGUACAUGUACUCUACUGCAGCUUCUUCUUUUUGGUGAAGAAGCGCGCGCAUGGAGAGGCGGCAGGGGUGCACCCCGUGGGGAGGAGACAAGUAGAAGGGGAAGAGGUGAGAGGAGUACGCGCAAACGAGGUAGCGGCGAGAGGAGUACGCGUAAACGAGGCAGCGGAGAGAGGUGUACGCGUAAACGAGGUAGCGGAAAGAGGUGCACACUUCGAUGGGGCACCCCUGCAGGGGAAUGCCCGAGUGCAGCCCGCCACCCGAGUCGACACAGAAGAAGCCAAAUACUCCAAAAUAUUCAGCGUCGUGCAAAUUAUAAAUAAAAACGUACAUGUACUAUCCAUCCAAAAUUGCAUGAAGAUAAUUAACCUAACUCCAUUCAACAUCAAUGUGUUGUUAAAGAGAGAAAAAGGAAGAAUCAAAACGUACAGCAUACAUAGUUUCGAUUCUGUAAAUGUGUAUCAUUUUUGCUUCCUCGACAAUCUGAUUCUGAAUUUCAGUCUCUCAUUCUAUCGACAAUGGAUUAAAUUUUUGAGGAUAAACAAUGAGGCUUAUUUUACACGUGCGGAAAUGAAACAAGAUUUUUUCGUGACUGCCAACGGAGGGGAAGUUCGCCAAACGGGAAGUACCCCCAGGAAUGAAAACGGAACAGAACACCACACAAGUGUAAAAAAUCUCCCCAAAAUUUUAUUUUUUGAUAUCGUAAAAUUUCACAGUCUCUACUUUGUGGUCUAUAUAUACAUGCAUGAACAGAACUACAAUAUAGCCAUCGUGAGUAGGCAUAAUAUUAUGAAUUACACGAGAAACGUCUUGCAGUACUACGUGUUGAAUGAUGAGGAGGACUGCCUGGAUGACCUCAGAUUAGAAUGCGAGGUUAAGAAAUACAGUUUGAAGGAAACGUAUACUGCCCUCAAAGAAAAUUUGCUUCUGCUUUCCCCGGUCAUGGAAAGGAGAGUCUUCACUUUGGACGAGGAUAUGUUAAAAGUAGAAGAAAGAAAAAAUAUAUCUGAGGAGGGAGACAAAGGGAGAGAAAAAGGGAAAGAAAGAGGGAAAGAAAAAGAUAAAGGCAAAAACUACGGUCACAAAAACUGCGGAAGCAGCAGCAGCAACGACGAGCCGUGUAUUAAGAACUACUGCUUCAACCACCGCUUCGCUCUCAACAGUUACAACAAAACGAUGGCCAACGACUCCGUCUCCUACGAAAUAAAUAAGUCCUACACCAAGGUCAUACAGCUAAACGAGGAAUACGUCACUGUGCGGGUCCACCACUUGCACUUCCACUGCUUUGGGAUUUCGUUCAUUCAGUUCUUUCCCUACCUCGUUUUGGUCAACCUAACAAAGUACACCUUCGAGGUGAAGUCCAAGCCGCACGAUGCGCUGGAGAAGGAGCAGCGCCAGCGACAAGAGCGGCAGCAACAGCAGCGGCAACAGCAGCGGCAACAGCAGCGGCAACAGCAGCAGCAACAGCACCCGCAGCUGUACGACUCGAACGAAAGCGACGACCUGAACUUCAGCGAGCACUCCUGCUUUUCCCCUACCAGCGAGGACGACUCGGGGUUCGACCUGGGGGGGGAAAUCAGACCAAGUGGGGGCAGCGGGCCAAGUGGGAGAAGCGGACCAAGUGGAAGAAGCGGGCCAAGUGGGAGAAGCGGGCCAAGUGGGAGAAGCGGAGCGAGAGAACAUUGUGAACGAAGCAACUACCUCGGCAGAAUCGCCGCCCUCUUUGACGAAGAAAAGGUGGAUAGCAGACGCCCUGACCGCACCAACCUGUUGGACAGCAUGAGCUUGCAGGAGCUAAACAUAAAGAACAAAAGUGCGUGGGAUUUUAUCAGUUUCAAAAUAAGGCAGCGGGGGGAGGGAAGCGAAGAAGCGCUCCUCGGCCAAGUGGCACCGGGGGAAGAAGCGGAGAAUGAGCUCGAACGGAACGUCUUGACCAAAUCCGAAAAGUCCGAAAAAUACGAAAAGUCCCAAAAAUACGAAAAGUCCGAAAAGUCCGAAAAGCCCGAAAAAUACGAAAAAUCCGAAGUGAACCGCCCAGAAAGCGCCAAACUUGUUACCUACGCGCGAGCGCUGAAAGUGUUGACUCGGAAGACCCACGAGAGGAGGGGGAGCCCCCGAGUAGUGAAGACCAAACACGUAAGGGGGAAGUACAUAAGGAUCCACAAAAGAUGCGCUACCUACUUUUAUACGUAUAAGUAUGCACAGAUCUACACGAAGAACAACCAACACCUGACGGUGGUGAAGGAGAAGCUCUUUCAUAUUGCCACCAUAGAGAAGGACAAAACGUAUUACGUUUUUAUUAAGAGAAUUCCACUCGUGUCGGGGCAGGUAGAGGGGAGGAGCAGUAGGCCCAUUGGAGGGGGGAGCAGUAGGCCCAUUGGAGGGGGGAGCAGUACACCCAUUGAAGGGGGGAGCAGUACACCCAUUGAAGGGGGGAGCAGUACACCCAUUGAAAGGGGGAGCAGUAGACCCAUUGGGGGAAUCCACCCUAGGAGGGAACAGCCCGCAAGAAGAAAAACCAGCAGGUGUGAUAAUAACGAUGAUGGUAUAGACGGAAUGGGGCGCACUUCUGAGGAAGGGGAGGAAGAAGACAGAGGAGAGGAGACCCCCAUGGAGGAAGCCGCCCCUGUUGAGGAAGCCUCCCCUGUUGAGGAACCCCCCCCUGUAGAGGACCCCCCCCAUGGAACGCUCCGCUCAGACGAGUACGAGCGCUCCCUGCACGCAUACAACCGGUUGAGCGAACUGAAUAUCGACCUCGUUACAUUCACGAAGAAGAACACCAUGAGAGGAAUUUUCAAAAAAUACAAAGAAAAAAUAAACGAACAAGUAAACAAAAAGGGGAAAAUCCACAUUUACAACAAUUUAGAUGUCCCCUUUUUUAUCAACCCAGCCCAAAGCAGGCAUCUAUUUUAUGUAAAAAACAAGUACGUACACUUCAAAGAUGAAAAAUUUAUUUUUUUUUUUUUCCCAAAAUUUAUAUUAAUGAACAAGACCAUACAGCUGUUACUAAAGCUGGGAGAUGACACACCACUGAGAAAAUACCAAUCCGUCAGGAACUACCUCCAUUUGAUGAAGACUGCAGAGAUGAAUCAAAAUUUUCAUGUGAUGAAAAUCUCCUUGAUUUGUAAUCUCAUUUCAUCCUUCUCCUUUUCCUUUUUCCUUCUCAAAAGGAUGAAAAUUAAGGAUAUAGUCCCCUCCUCCAAUGGAGAAAACCAACUCGUGUACUACGAACUGUACCUUGUGAAGCAUCACUGCGAUAUCGUACUGAACAAAAAUAAUGAAGUCAAUAUAUUUGUAAAUGGAUUUAGAGAGUCCCAAUUUGUGAAGAAUAUUUUUUCACUGGAUUAUUGUUUCUAUUUCCUCAAAUGGGAAAAUAACAUGAUAGGGGGAUAUCCAAGUGGGGUCCCAUCCAAUCGGGAUGAUACAAAUUGCACACUCCCUCGGAAGGAAAACACAAAAGGGGUCAUCUACAUAAAUAAUCUCUAUGGACUAAGCGAGAAUGAUCUCGUCAAUGUUAAAUUUUUUAUUAAAAGCGUUAAUUUGCUACUAACCUUUGAGGACGUAUCGAGGGAGGCCAUUGCUCUUGUGCACAUGAAUCAAAAAAUUCAGUUUAGUAAAAUUUUUUUCAAUUUUUACACCUUCCAAUGCCUGAGUAGGAAAUCCCUCGCGAGGAGGAAGAGAUGCAUAGGGUUCUGCGAGGUGAGGAGGCCCCGGAAGGAGGGGCGGCCAAAGGAAGGGCAGUCGAAGGAGGGGCGGCCAAAGGAGGGGCGGCCAAAGGAAGGGCGGCCAAAGGAACGCCCGCCCCGCCGCAGCGAGUUGGUGGACGCCAAGCCCUCCCCAAGUCGGGCUCUUCGUAACGGCAUUCGCAGCGGCGUGGUAGCAUUGCCCAACCGGAGUGCUGCCCCGAGAAGGGGGGGAACAAACAGGCAGUGCGAAAAUAUAGUCGCUGUGGAGGAGUCAUCCUCUGCGGCUUUGUCCGAUGAGCUGGAUGAAUGGGCAGAGAGCCCCCUAAGGAGAAGCAGCAGCAUCGUGAGGAGACUACUCAGAAGAGGCAGGCCAGAAUAUAUAACGACGCUGAACACAGACAUGAACAUGACCAACCAAAUGGCAGGAAAAUCCCAUGCUCUGACAAAAAAAAAUAUUUCAAAGAUUUACAACGUGUAUAGAUUAUUCAAAAGUAAGCUGUAUUGCCAAUACGCCUCUCACUUGUUCAGCAGUUACGUGAAGAACGUCUAUCUGUACAAGCAACUGUUCGAGUUGUUAAGAAGCAAUGUCCAUGUGGUCAGUAUGAGUUUUUCUGAUUUCUACGAGAGAGUACUUAUCCUAAUCGAUAACAUCCGUGUAAGCAAAGAAGACGAGGGGGGGGAGAAAAAAACGUUUGUAGGAAACAGCCACACCAUUCUUACCAAGUAUAAUGACGAAGAAACCUUUGUCAGUGUUAAUAUCGAUCUGCUAAAACAGAGGGUUAUGAAAUACAAGCAUAUUUAUAAUAGCUUGAAUAUCGUGCAUGCUUGUUGUCACUUGGAGAGAGCGCGGAGGCAGGGAAAGAGGCGCAGGCAGGGGAAGAGACGCAAACAGAGACAGACCAUCGAGUGGGUUGUGCCCUCAUCAAAUGGGGCCUCGACGAACAGGGGGAGGGUGACCCACUUAGCGGGAGAGACGAACACAAGAAGAGUCACCUUCUCCGAAAGGAACGCUGCACGCAUUGCCAACUCGAAUAGUUUUGCCAAAAAUAGGGCACACGCGCUACUGUACAGUGCGUACUAUUUUUAUAAGAGGGGGAAGGACUCACGGCGAGGCUCCUUCGAUGGUGACUCCGCGAACCACGGUGACGCUGCCAACCAUGGUGACGCUGCCAACCGUAGUGACGCCGCUUACCACGGUGACGCAGCGAACUACGGUGCGCCGACCCACCAAAUAGACAACCUCGUCCAGUUCAUCGAGCAGAUAAAGAAGCAGAAGCUGCGCAGGAGUCGAAGGGAAAUCAUAAAAAAUCUGACAAUCGAAAUCUCAAGUCUGAGCCUGACCCUGGACUAUAACUACUUCGUUAACAUCGUGCCUCUUUGCUACGAGUACGUGUGCAGGCAGUGGCGCCAGUACAGCUUGGUCGGCGCUGGGGAGGGCGCGUCCGCGGGGGGGAGGGGCAGCCACAGUAAUCGUGGCAAUGGUAGCAACCGUGGAAGUGGAAGCAACCGAGGAAGUGGCAGCAACUAUAGCAAUGGCAGCAACUAUAGCAAUGGCAGCAACUAUAGCAAUGGCAUCAACUAUAGCAAUGGCAGCAACCAUCGCAGCUGUGGAGACGGCGUGCUGCAAGCCGUGCUGCGGGAAGCGGAAAGCCUGAACAAAUUCGAACCAUUCGCCUACUCGCGCAGUCUGUAUAUACCCACGAGCGAAAGAAAAAGGAACUUCCAGCUGUACAUAUAUAACCUGGACAUAAAAAAAACGAAGAUCUACAUUAACGUAAAUUAUCUGCUCAAGCUAUUGUUGACAAAAAAUUUCCUCAUGAACAUAUCAGCCAUAAAAAUCAAAAAUAAAAAAAAAAAAAUACAAUACAUUUUAAAAAAUAAAAAAAUAUAUUUUUACAAUUACAUUAGCAUUUUUUUUUAUCUUCUCAAAAAUAUAAACAUAUCAGAACAUCCCUCCUCCACGACGUUAAAUCUUUUAUCCUUUGUCGAAAGUAUUUUAAAAAAUAAUUUGCAGUUACUGAGUCCAUUGAAUAACUUGUACAGCAUUGUAGUCACGUUGAAACACAAAUGUGAGCACCAGUUGGAGCAUAGCAGUAAAGCGGGUACGAGCAUUAACCAUGAUACAAAUAAUUAUUCAUUAAAUAAGCACAUCAGUCCUUUUUUCAAUUUGGAAUCCAAUCAGGGACUCUUAAUUUUAUCGAGACAUUAUCAAUACUAUUCGCAGCAGAGAGAAAACAGGAGCAGUGCCUACUUGAAGAAUUUUUUCUCCUUCAGUUAUCCAACUUUUUUUGGGAAGAGUGUUUUUACAAGUCCCUUUUCGAAGGAGCAGCAGCAGCGUAGCGGUACUGACAUUCGCAGGACACUCCUGGAUGUGCUCAGCCGAGGACCCCCAGGGGAUAAUGACCUCCUACAUAGUCCUGCUGAACCGGUAAAUAGGGACAUCCCCCUGAGGAGUAGUAAACCCCACACCGUUGAAGCAGACACCAAACAGGUCCGUGCACUACAGCGCGGGAACCGCGUACCACGAGGAACCCCCCAAAAUAAGGCGGAACCACGACACACGAGAGAGGAAGCGGACCAACCCAAGCGUAAAAAGAAGAAACUGAAAAGGAAAAAAAAACGAGACAUUCAAAAUAUAACGCACAUAUCGUUUACGCACAACCUGAGCAUAAGGAAGUGA
Plasmodium cynomolgi strain B is the source of this 17277-nucleotide messenger RNA. RefSeq lists its product as hypothetical. Lineage: Eukaryota; Apicomplexa; Aconoidasida; Haemosporida; Plasmodiidae. The transcript has a single exon. Bases 1 to 17277 code for a protein of 5758 amino acids. The record is from RefSeq and is a predicted model, not a curated record.